Strongylocentrotus purpuratus (purple sea urchin) is the source of this 1027-nucleotide messenger RNA. RefSeq names its product histone H3, embryonic. NCBI's taxonomy places the organism in Eukaryota, Metazoa, Echinodermata, Echinoidea, Camarodonta, Strongylocentrotidae. Bases 38 to 448 code for a protein of 136 amino acids. The record is from RefSeq and is a predicted model, not a curated record. Gene Ontology annotation, molecular function: structural constituent of chromatin; DNA binding; protein heterodimerization activity. Gene Ontology annotation, cellular component: nucleosome. The transcript has a single exon.
AAAUUUAUCAGUUGAAUAUCAGAAACGACAAUCAACAAUGGCCCGUACCAAGCAGACAGCACGUAAAUCUACCGGAGGAAAGGCUCCUCGCAAGCAGCUGGCCACCAAGGCAGCUCGCAAGUCCGCCCCAGCCACAGGCGGAGUCAAGAAGCCCCAUCGUUACAGGCCUGGAACCGUCGCUCUCCGUGAGAUCCGUCGCUACCAGAAGAGCACCGAGCUUCUCAUCCGCAAGCUCCCCUUCCAGCGUCUGGUCCGUGAGAUCGCUCAGGACUUCAAGACCGAGCUCCGAUUCCAGAGCUCUGCCGUCAUGGCUCUUCAGGAGGCUAGCGAAGCCUACUUGGUCGGUCUUUUCGAGGACACCAACCUGUGCGCCAUCCACGCCAAGCGUGUCACCAUCAUGCCCAAGGACAUCCAGCUGGCCCGCCGUAUCCGUGGCGAACGUGCUUAAAUAUAUUGUCUUCUUGUGACGAUAUCAAACGGCUCUUUUUAGAGCCACCACAUAACCAAGAAAGAAUCAGUUUUGUACUCGCAACCCACCCCACUGCUGUCUCUCUUUUUUUCCUUCUUUAUAUCUCAAUAUAAUAUUGAGAUAAUGUCAUGUUAACCUGUCUUCGAAUAAUAUAAACGUGGUGUAUUUAACAAUCUUUGAUUUUUACACAACCAAUUAGCAAUGUUGAAUGUUCCAUUUUAAGCAAAUUUUAAUUUGAGUUCCCAAAAUAAACAUCUAGAAUUAGAUCCACGAAUCUUAUGUAAAAACACUUUGGCCCUCUAGAACUUAAAUCUUUUCGAGAGAUAACGAAAUAUUUGGAACACGAAAUCCUGCACUUCGGGCAUUUACAUUGGAGGGUUUUCCAUUAAUGAUAAUACAACAUGAUCGUAUACAAUUCUUACUAAAACGUAAGCCCUUAUCUUAUACCAUGGACCCUACUACCAAUCUAUGCUAUAACAGAGCAAAGGGUUGACGCCCCUGCUCAUUGAGAGACAAUGCAAUAUCGAUCCACUUCACAAUACCGCCAAAAAUAAGAAA